AUGACUACUUCUACGAGUCCGUCACGUCACAACAUCUGCGGCCAAACGACGACCACCAUAUACGCAUCACAGAGGCCAAAGGCAAAGCAGCUGGUUUUCAUGAUGAAUCACGUCAAAACUCACAUCAGCUCCGACGAAAUGCCAGUCAACUCCCGAAACUGUCCGUUAAACGAUCACAUUGUGCCACCUAAUAUCCCAACGUCUCCAGAGACACCAGUGGAAUUACCAGCAUCUCCAGCCGAUCCAGGGCCUGAAACACCGUCUAUAAGGAUAGAUAUAGCAACGAUACCUUUGAUACCAGUCUCAGGUCUUGUUGCCCUGCCCGAAACUCUUGGGAGAUGUCAGCGCCUUCCGUGCGUUACCUUGGAUCCGGAUCAAAACUGGAAGCAUCUCGUGCUCUCUGACGAUAAGCUGGUUGUAUGGGGCAAUACGCAAGACGGCCAAAACAUUGUAUGUCUUAAAGAUGGCGCAAAUGAGCUGGUAACGUGGAUCGCGUCAAGCUGUGCGCCCUUGUCGUCACUUUUAAGCAUCAGUCUCUCGAAGAAUGGGUGUCUGGCUUUCGUAUGUGCCGAAAAUGUGUACUACGUAAAGAAGGAUGCGUAUGCCAAUUUGCAGCCGAUUGCAUUUAACCAGGAACACUCGUUUACCCAUGCCUCAUUCAACGAUAAUGGCACCCUGCUUUAUGCUUGGGCUUUCAGCAGCCCUCAUGAUUGCUUGUAUAUUUGGCGCAUUGAUGAGAAUUCUCAGGAUAUCGCCGUUCCAGCCGAGUCAGAAGGCUACUAUCCGUCAAAGCGGCAUGGCAGCCCAGAGGCAGCAUUGAUUCCAUACGCCGUUCGUCCUGGCUGCAUCGUGCAUGCCAAAAGCGGUGAAUUAUUUCCAGCUCAGAUGCGCAGCACGCAGUGCGACAGUUUUGAAGAGCUCCCGAAGCACAUCUUUGAAUGCCCGAAAGUGGCUUGCGCAUGCAUGUACGGCGAUCGCUCUCUAUUUAUUGUCGAGAAAGGUACCUUGCAUACGCGACUAUGGAAACACCGCGUUGUUGGUGACUCAAACCUUGCUAUCGAAAGAGGCGCAAAGAAACCUUUUGCAAAGUGGCCCUCGUUCUCAGGAACAGUCAAGGCAAUACGAGUAAGACCGUGGCCUGACAGUAACGACCUUGCCAUUGUUAUGUGUACAUCGCAUGGGCAAGUUAUGGCAAUACCAGUAGAGAAAUAG
Molecule: messenger RNA, 1212 nt
Organism: Parastagonospora nodorum SN15
Lineage: Eukaryota; Fungi; Ascomycota; Dothideomycetes; Pleosporales; Phaeosphaeriaceae
Exons: 6
Coding region: 1-1212 (403 amino acids)
Source: RefSeq, a predicted model, not a curated record